CGAUAUAAGAAGCCAAAGAGUGAGCAUCUCUCCAUUGGUAUGACCAUUGCUGUUUCUCCCACUACUUCUGAAGACCCAAGGAGCACAGAAUGGAGAAGCUUCUUCUGGGUGUCCUGCUCCUCGCCUUUAUCCCAGAGGGCAUGACACAGAAAGACUUGACAAGGAAGGUGUUUAUUUUCCCUGAAGAAUCAGACACAGCCUACGUGACCCUGAUCCCCAGGGUGAGGAAGACUCUGAGGAGUUUCACUCUGUGCCUGAAAGCCUUCACAGACCUCACUCGCCCCUACAGCCUCUUCUCCUACAGCACUAAGUCUAAAGACAAUGAGCUGCUUCUCUUUGUCAACAAAGUGGGAGAGUACGAUCUGUACAUCGGGAACACUAAGGUCACUUUCAAGGUCCCCCAACCCCCUUACGGCCCGGUCCAUCUCUGUGUCACCUGGGAGUCUGUCUCUGGGAUUGCUGAACUCUGGGUGAACAGCAGGCCCGUGGGGAGGAAGGGCUUGAGGAGAGGGUACACUUUGGGAAAAGAUGCAAGAAUCAUCUUGGGACAGAAGCAAGAUUCAUUUGGGGGAAAAUUUGAUGCCAAACAAUCCUUUGUUGGGGAGAUCUGGGAUGUGUCCUUGUGGGAUCAUGUGGUCUCCUUAAAGAAUUUGUGCUUCACCUGUUACACCAGCAACAUCUUGAACUGGAAGGCCCUGAUUUAUCAAGCUAAGGGCUAUGUGGUGGUGAAGCCCAAGUUGUAGGCUUAAGCCUCACUCCCUGCAGACAUGACUUGUGUUUAAUAAUAAUCAUCCACAUAGUCUCUUGGAAAUUAAAUACGUUGAUUUCAA
Bubalus bubalis (water buffalo) is the source of this 830-nucleotide messenger RNA. RefSeq names its product mucosal pentraxin. Bases 90 to 743 code for a protein of 217 amino acids. Lineage: Eukaryota; Metazoa; Chordata; Mammalia; Artiodactyla; Bovidae. The record is from RefSeq and is a predicted model, not a curated record. Gene Ontology annotation, biological process: innate immune response. The transcript is spliced from 2 exons. Gene Ontology annotation, molecular function: complement component C1q complex binding.